UCCUGGAAAAGGCUACGUUCACCUCAACUAUCGGACAUUCGAGUAUGGACUAUAAGCUGUGGCCAGUCUGUCGCUCCAGGGUGAGCUCACCAUAUCUCUAUAUCGUACAUGCAUGUCUUGGUUUAGUAGAGGCUCUGUGGUUGACAUCAUUGUGGUUCAAAAUUGGUGCCCUGACCUUGAGCUCGAGGUAGAUGGUCGCUAAGGUUAUUAUGAUGCACAUGGUUGAUGGCAAUUUGAGGCACGGGGCAGCACAGACUGCACAGUCAGGUCAGCACCUGCCAUGUUGCCACUCGGAAAUGAAGGAAGCUCCGCUGGGCGCUGGCUACAUACUUUGCGUUCAAGCCAGCCAAGUUACCUCCGCCGUAGGUAUCAGGACUCAGGAGUCGCGAAUCGUAAUCGACAGGCUUGAACGCCGCUUGAUGUCUCUGUCCUAUUUCCAUUGAGCAUUGCCACUGCUACGGCAAUAGCAUACGCACACAAAACGGUGGACUAUCUCCAGGGCAAUACUCAAGAGCCAGGCUCGUGAGCCCCGAGCAUCGUCGAAUUUUAUAGUGUGCUACUCGCCAGAGUUGCAGCCCACAUGUUCAGGAACUCAAGAUGCGCGCUCGCUCGCAUGCCGU
Protomyces lactucae-debilis is the source of this 620-nucleotide messenger RNA. RefSeq lists its product as uncharacterized. The record is from RefSeq and is a predicted model, not a curated record. Lineage: Eukaryota; Fungi; Ascomycota; Taphrinomycetes; Taphrinales; Protomycetaceae. The transcript has a single exon. Bases 192 to 443 code for a protein of 83 amino acids.